AUGUUCCAAGUGAAGGACUACUGCUUUGCUCGCGAGGAUAGAAUCGUUGGAGUUGGUGUUCUUCAACUGGCGAAUGUCGUCGAACAAGGUUCGUGUGCCAUGUGGGUGCAACUCGGACAACGACUGCACAUUGAUGAGACGGGCCUGAUCUUGCUGAGGAUACUGAGUCAACGGCAAACAGAUGAGGUGCACGUGAUUUUGUCCGGUUAA
This is a messenger RNA of Cooperia oncophora, 210 nucleotides long. The record is from the annotation of a GenBank genome assembly. Lineage: Eukaryota; Metazoa; Nematoda; Chromadorea; Rhabditida; Trichostrongylidae.